Molecule: messenger RNA, 405 nt
Organism: Ctenocephalides felis (cat flea)
Lineage: Eukaryota; Metazoa; Arthropoda; Insecta; Siphonaptera; Pulicidae
Product: homeobox protein E60-like
Exons: 2
Coding region: 1-405 (134 amino acids)
Biological process (GO): regulation of transcription by RNA polymerase II; neuron differentiation; multicellular organism development
Cellular component (GO): nucleus
Molecular function (GO): DNA-binding transcription factor activity, RNA polymerase II-specific; RNA polymerase II cis-regulatory region sequence-specific DNA binding
Source: RefSeq, a predicted model, not a curated record
AUGCAAACGCGUUGCGUUCCAAUUAACAGUUCAUUAUAUGCGUUAGCAAUAGAUUUACCGCAAUGCCGACCUCGAUCGAGGCGUCAGAAAAAAUCUCAAUCCAGUUCCUCAGGCAAUACAAGCUCGGAUGAGAAAAGGCCCCGAACGGCAUUUAGUGGUACCCAAUUGGCAAGGCUCAAACACGAAUUUGCUGAAAAUCGGUAUCUGACAGAAAGGAGAAGACAGCAGUUAAGUGCCGAACUUGGUUUGAAUGAAGCACAGAUUAAAAUCUGGUUCCAAAACAAAAGAGCAAAAAUCAAAAAAGCAUCUGGCCAAAAGAACCCACUAGCCCUCCAAUUGAUGGCCCAGGGUCUGUAUAACCAUUCCACGGUCGCAUGUGAUGAAGAUGAAAUGUGUGCGAAUUAA